Molecule: messenger RNA, 1791 nt
Organism: Xiphophorus maculatus (southern platyfish)
Lineage: Eukaryota; Metazoa; Chordata; Actinopteri; Cyprinodontiformes; Poeciliidae
Gene: prkag3b
Product: 5'-AMP-activated protein kinase subunit gamma-1-like
Exons: 14
Coding region: 225-1442 (405 amino acids)
Source: RefSeq, a predicted model, not a curated record
CACUCGGUCCCAGCUGUCCAGAGGACAGGAAAUCCUUACCAGACUCUCCCUCUCCCUUCUCCUGGCCGUCUUCACCUUCUCUUUACACUUUUAUCUUCAUCACUUCAUGGUCUAACAUGGUCGCCAGGCAUCUCUGGCCUCUCUGUGCAGCCUGCUGUGCAAUCUGAUGCUCCUUCACCCAUCGCCUUGUCUCCACAGAGGCAGAUCUCCCAGUCUUGCUGGCCAUGGAUUCCUUUGCAGAGGUCCCCUUGUUUGAGAUGGAUGAGUAUGAGGAAGAAGAUGUUCUCUCGGUGAGGAGCAGAGGUGUCUGUACAUAUGCCACAUACCCCAUGGCGCCCCCUGCAGGAGCAGAUCCUGACACCUACAUUUACAUGAAUUUCAUGAAGAGUCACAGUUGCUAUGAUGCCAUGCCCAGAAGCUCCAAACUGGUCAUCUUUGAUACAACGCUGCAGGUGAAGAAGGCUUUCUUUGCUCUGGUGGCGAACGGCGUGCGGGCGGCACCGCUGUGGGACAGCAAGCUGCAGUGUUUUGUAGGUAUGCUAACCAUUACGGACUUUAUUAACAUCCUUCAUCGUUACUACAAGUCUCCCUUGGUUCAGAUCUACGAACUGGAAGAACACAAAAUAGAGACAUGGAGAGAAAUCUAUCUGCAGUAUUCAGUCAACAGACUCAUCAGCAUCAAACCUGAGUCCAGUUUGUUUGAUGCCAUCUACUCACUGUUAAAGAAUAAGAUCCACCGGCUCCCAGUUAUUGACCCAGCUUCUGGAAAUGUCCUCCACAUCCUGACUCACAAGCGGAUCCUCAAAUUCCUUCACAUCUUUGGAUCCAUGAUUCCUAAACCCAGGUUUCUUCAAAAGCAGAUCAAUGAGGUGCCGAUUGGUACCUUUAGGGAGAUUGCAACAAUCCAGGAAUCUGCUUCUGUCUAUGAAGCUCUGGCUAUUUUUGUGGAAAGAAGAGUGUCAGCCCUGCCUGUGGUUAAUGAGCAAGGUAAAGUUUUGGCACUAUACUCCAGAUUUGAUGUCAUUAACCUUGCCGCUCAAAAAAAUUACAACAAUUUAAACAUGACAAUGAAAGAGGCCCUCACGUCAAGAUCCUGCUGGGUUGAAGGAGUCCUUAAAUGUUAUCCACACGAAACACUGGAGGCCAUCAUCGACCGCAUAGCUAAAGCUGAGGUUCAUCGACUAGUUUUGGUCGACAAAGAAGAUGUGGUGAGAGGGAUUGUCUCUCUGUCUGAUAUUCUGCAAGCCCUGGUUCUCACUCCUGCAGCAGCCUCUCCAGUUUCACAUGAACUGUUGACACCCUUACCUUCAAAGUCCAUCUCUCCUUUUUCGAGCCAGUGUCAUCACUUCCUUCUCCUAAAGUUCCAGCCAGCAUUUCCCAGAUAUUUACCAGUGACCAACCUUUCAAGUUUGAAGAAAACAAGAUGGCGGCUGACGAUGUAAAACAGGACGAUAACAUAGUGAAGAAUAGAGCUUAACAACAGCCAACGGGAGGGAUGUGUAAAGGGAAGACAGACAAAUUGGACUUUGACACAAGGUUGAAGGUUGUCCCUUUCUCAGAUAAAACCUCCUGAUGGGGAACAGAAGAAAAGCAGGAAAAAUGAAACCGAAGACAUGAAAACACAAUUAAACUGCCUUUGAAUUGAGAAACAUUUGCAGCUAAAUGGUGGGUACGACAUUGUGACAGAAAACAAUUAUUUCUUAUUCAAAAAUUGAAUGUUGGAACUGUGAUAAUGCUUACUGAAAUGUACUUACAGUCUUAUCACUGUGUAAAAUAAAUGUAUAACUUGUG